AAUCUUGCAUUAUUUUUCACUACAACAAAAGCAAAACAUUGUAAAGUUAGUUACCAUAUUAUCAUGUCAUCCUAUUCAACCACCACCACUACGGCUGACGACGGCAGAAGGAUGGCGAUCACCGCCGUCCAUUCCGACAUCAUACAAACCCUAAUCUUAACCAAACUCGACGGCCCAACUCUUAUUUCCACCAGUUCCGCUUCUUCACAACUUAAAAAUCUCUGUUCCGAUGAUAUUCUCUGGCAAAAAAUUUGCAACUCUUAUUGGCCAUCUACCUCUAAUCCUCUAGUCCAAAACGCCAUCUCCACCUUCCCUUCCGGUCACCGGUCACUCUUCUCCGACUCCUUUCCCGCCAUCCUCCACCAUAAUACUACUACUAAUAUAUGUCGUACCGAAUACCGAAAUUUCUCAACACCGGAGUUGAUAUCAGCUGUUGAUAUUCACUUUGAAGAAAAUAUAUUAUACUCAAAAGUAGUGAAAACUGAGACAAAAAGCGGGUGGUUCAUGGCUUCGCCUUUUAGAGUUGACCUUUUGGGUCAUAAAGAGACGGUAACGACGCCGGUGAAAUUCGAAGGCGAUGACGGAAUAUGCAAAUCACGUUUAAAGGAGAAUAUGAAAUUGAGUUGGAUUUUAAUUGAUCCAAAGAAAAAUCGAGCUGUGAAUAUGUCGAGUUUGAAGCCGGUAUCCGUCCGGCGACAUUGGUUAACAGGAGAAUUGAAUGUCCGGUAUUCGACGGUGAUGGCUUCUGGCGCCGACGCCGGCGACGGAGGAGGGUUGGUGCAGUGUGGAAUAGUAGUCACGUGCGAAGGGAAGGAAGGAGGUGAAUUGCACGUGAGGGAAGUGAGCAUGCAAGUGGAGGACAUAGAUGGGAAAGUUUUAUGUGGGAAGGACAGUUUGGUAAUUUUACAAGAGGCUAUGGAAGGAAGAAGGAAGAAGGGAAAAGAAGGAGAAGAAAAAGAAAGGUAUGAUAAAUUCUUGGAAUUAAGGAAAUUAUGGAGGGAAAGAAAGCAAAGGAGAGAAAAAAGGUCAGAUAUGAUGUGUAUAGUUAGUGGGAUUACAAUUUUUAUUUCUUUUUGGACUUUGAUUGUGUUAGGUUCAAGAAGCUAGUAAUGGUAAUUAUUUUAGUUAGAAAUAGGAAAAAAAAUGAGAAUUUAAAGUUAGGCGAAAUGGCCUCCUGGCCUGGCCACUUAAAUUUACAUGGCUUUUGAAAGCCGAUACACCAACUUACAAGUUUCCCAUUUGAACACUCAAACUAGUGAUACCCUUGACUAAUAAACACGUUGGACCCUUGACCAUCCGCGCGUGUAUCACACUUCUGCUAACGUGUCCACCCAGUCAGAUAACGUGUCCGCCUAGUCAGCACUGAGCCAAUCAAAACAUUACACGUCAGACACCCAACCCUUUUACCAUUCUCGUUUGCCUUUCUCUCUCUAUUAGUGGAAAUCCAAAAUCAAGACUCCAUUUUUACUCUGCAGUUGAGCUUUGUAGUGCUCAUUCAUAAAAACCCAAAUCAAGAAUCCAUUUUUAACUCUGCAGUUGAGCAUUUUAGAGCUCAUUCAUCAAUAAAAAUGCCAACUUUAGUGAAAAUUAAAAACCUCUUUUGGCUGUAGAGUUGAACAAGAAUAAUUAAGUGGAAAUGUUGUCAAUUUCAAUGGGAAUCAAGAACCCAUUUUUGUACUUAAGGUACAAUUCAUGUCAUAAAAUGUUCUUUUUAAUCUUGUCAAUAUUUUUCAAAAUUCUUCAAAAGGCAGCACUUCAUCUCCCAAAAACAUCACCCAAAAUUAGUCAAAAAUAACUCGAGAAUUGUCCCAAAAUCACUGAAAAACGCAGCAAUAAUCAACCUUUUUUUCCACUCAAAAACAGUCCAAAUAUCAACACUCUAAACCCAGCAAAACCAACAUUAAACUACCACAAAUUUCUGCUCAAAUCUCACGCUCAAAAAGGAAAAACGGCUUAUCUCCUGCACACUUACACCAUACAGAUUCAAAAUAAACCUUGCAGCCAGUUUCCUUUCCCCACGUUCUGACUGAAAAGCAACAAGCAACAACCAUUUUUCUUAAAUGAAAAAACACACACACAUAUGCAGAAGGAGCUUAAGAGAUGAAAACGAAGAAAAAGAAAUUGAAGUGAGGAAAGGGUUCUCACCCUCCAAAAAGUCGUGAGACUCACGCACAUAGAUGACCAGGAUCAACUGACGUCAUAUGGGACGGGUCAACGGUCAAACGUGUUUAUUAAUUAUGGGUUUCACUAGUUCGAGUGUUCAAAUGGGAAAGUCGUAAGAUGGUAUAUCGGCUUUCAAAAGCCAUGUGAGUUUAAGUGGCCAGGAGGCCAUUUCGCCUUAAAGUUAUUAUAUUAGUUUUUUCUCAAUAAAGAGCGAAAAUUACAAUCUUAUUGUCACAUUUUUUUCUCUUUAUUCAUUGAUACAUAAUGAAACAUUGCAUGAAAA
This is a messenger RNA of Nicotiana attenuata, 2446 nucleotides long. RefSeq names its product F-box protein At2g27310-like. Bases 64 to 1107 code for a protein of 347 amino acids. Lineage: Eukaryota; Viridiplantae; Streptophyta; Magnoliopsida; Solanales; Solanaceae. The transcript has a single exon. The record is from RefSeq and is a predicted model, not a curated record. Gene Ontology annotation, molecular function: protein binding.